UUGUGAAAUGGAGCUGACUCAUGUGUGUUGGUGUCCAACUCGGACUCAACGAGUCAACACACUUACGACUCGUUCUAGAAAGAAUAACCAAACCCGAACUCGGCCACUGAGUCUAGAACAAACCAAAUCAAAUUCAUUGUUUUCCAGUGUGCAUUUUCUUCACUAGGGUAGGGUUAUCCCUUCCAUUUCUACUUCUCUCACACCUUAUAGUCCUUACAACUACACUCUCCACCAUUCAUCUUCAACUCUUCGCUCGAUUUUCGAACCCUAUCUACUUCUUCUUCUCCAUUUCCAAUCUCUCUGAAUUCCUUUCUCCAUUUUCCCAAUUUCUCUUCAAUCUGAACUUCGAUUUUCGUCUUCACUCUCACUUAUCUUCAACUGUUGCUGGCUGCAUAUGUCUCUUCAGGAUCUGAUUGAACCCUAGCUUUUGAAUCAAUUUUGUGCUAGAAAGCCUAAAUCAAAGGAAAAUCUAUCUUAGGGUUCUAAUUUUCCUAGGAUGGAAGCGCCCGUAGCGAGACCGAGGGGGCGUCCGAGGAAGAGGAGAAGAAAUGAUGAGGAGAAUGAGAACGAAGCAAAGAAACUGGCGUCCAUGGGGACACGACCUCCUGUGGCUUUGUUAGGAAGGUUCGUUUUGAAAAAUUUUCCCAGGAAUGGAGUGUUCCUGGGAAAAGUAGUGUACUAUGAAAGCGGUCUUUAUAGAGUUUGUUACGAGGAUGGCGAUUCAGAAGACCUUGACAGUGGCGAGGUCCGCUCUAUACUAGUAAAAGAGGGUGGAAUUAAUGGUGAUUUGGCGGGGAGGAAGGAGAAGUUAGAAGAAUUGGUGUCAAAGAAUGGAGGAAAGAUCGGAAUUGGUUCACAGAAGGGACCAGUUGAAUCCAUUAAGGAGGAAUCUAAGGCCGGAGUGUGUGAAUUGAACGAUGGUGGAUUGAUGAUUGAAAAAGAUGAGGAGGAUGAUGAUGAGGAUGUCAAUUCUUUGAGUGAUUCUGGCACUGGCCUGGGAAUGGAUUCUGGUUCUGAGGCUGAGACCCUGCCACCACCACCUGAGUUGCCGGUGUCAUCAGGUACCAUUGGGGUUCCUGAACAAUGUGUCUCACUGGUAUUCUCUGUAUAUGGAUUCCUGAGAUCCUUUAGUAUACGGUUGUUCCUACAGCCGUUUACUCUGGACGAAUUCAUCGGUGCCCUGAAUUACCAGGUCACGAAUUCACUAUUUGACGCAAUUCAUCUGUCGCUGAUGAGAGUUUUGAGGCAGCACCUUGAAUUCCGCUCAUCAGAGGGCUCAGAGCGAGCAUCAAGAUGCCUAAGGUGCAAUGAAUGGAGCUUGCUGGAUCCAGUGACAUGGCCAGUCUUCCUUAUACAAUAUUUGGUAGUCAGUGGACGCACAUAUUCUCAUGAGUGGAAAACAUUUUACCAAGAGGUGUCCACUGUGGAAUAUUAUGUACUGCCGGUCAGUAGGAAGCUGAUGAUAUUGCAAAUUCUCUGUGAUGAUGUUUUGGAAUCUGAGGAUAUUUUAAAUGAAAUGAACAUUCGGAGAGAAUCAGAGGUUGGGAUUGAUGAUGAUGGAGAAGAUAUCCUUCCUACAGAAGUUGGGCUUAGAAGAGUCGAGCCAAGAUACACCUUUACUUCAGCGUCUGAGGAUAAAGAAGCUACAAAGCUUGUUUCCGCUUCAAAUGCUGUGAACCAACCUGGAAGCGUUAUUUCAUAUUCCAGAGGUACAGAAAGCACUGAAGAUGGUGAUGUAGAUAGAAAUGGAGAUGAAUGUCGCCUCUGUGGCAUGGAUGGGAUCCUGCUUUGUUGUGAUGGGUGUCCCUCUGCUUAUCAUUCAAGGUGUAUUGGUGUGUUGAAAAAUCAUAUACCAGAAGGGCCAUGGUAUUGUCCAGAGUGCAAAAUAAAUAUGUUGGGGCCAACCAUUGCAAAGGGAACAUCACUUCGAGGGGCUGAAAUAUUUGGAAAGGAUUUGUAUGGGCAACUCUUCAUGGGAACUUGCGAACAUCUACUUGUGCUGAAUAUUGGCAAUGCUGAAUCCUGUCUUAGGUACUACAAUCAGAAUGACAUCCCCAAGGUUCUCCAAGUGCUUUAUGCAUCCUUGCAGUACAGACCAAUAUACCAUGAUAUUUGCAUGGCAGUGCUUCAAUAUUGGAGUGUUCCAGAAAGUUUGUUGUUUCAUUCUGUUUCAAGUGGAGCAAAUGUGAACUCAGCAAAUAUAAAGGAAGAGACUAAGCCUUCUCCUUUUUUACUUCCUCCUGUGGGUGAAGGCAAUUUGAUGAAGGAAGAGUAUCCAUUAACCUCUGCUAGUACAGCUUACUGUGACAAUUUGGUGCCAUCUCUUGAUGCUUCAUCAGUUUCCACCCCAAGUUCUGCUCUUCAGUGUAAUGGAAAUGGUAGCAGUAGUGAGUACCCUGUUGUGACUACAAAGCUUCCUGAGAGCAGUAGGAUCGAGUCCAUCCUCUCAGCUGAUUCUGCUUCUGUUUCUGUUAGUCAUCAUUCCAACAUCAAGCAUGGAAAUUUUGAUGGUAGGCCAACAGAGGUAGAUCCUGGCAAGUGCUCUUCAGUACAUGGUCAAUUUAGUUAUUAUGGCCAUGCAAACCAUACAGGGUUUCCCAUAAAUAUUUCUUUCCAAACCAAAGAAAACACUCAAGCCAGUUUUGAAAAGUGUGAACGCAAUGUAACCAAUGGUUUUGCCUACAUGGGUUUCUCCUAUAAGCCUUUUUCGUACAUGAAUUACUAUAUACAUGGUGAAUUUGCUGCAUCAGCGGCUGCUAAAUUUGCCCUUCUUUCCUCAGAGGAAUCUAGGUCAGAGGGCCAUGUGUCAGACAAUCAGAGGAAAUUGGCAUCUGGAAACACUUACUUGCAAGCAAAAGCAUUCUCAUUAACUGCCUCACGAUUCUUUUGGCCAAGUUCUGAGAAGAAGCCUGUGGAGGUUCCAAGAGAAAGGUGUGGCUGGUGCAUUUCUUGUAAAGCCCCUGCUUCAAGCAAGAGAGGAUGCAUGUUAAAUCAUGCUGCUCUAAGUGCCACAAAGAGUGCUACAAAAGUGCUUGCUGGUUUUUCUCCUAUAAAAAGUGCGGAGGGAGUACUCCCUAGUAUUGCAACCUACAUUAUGUACAUGGAGGAAUGUUUACGUGGUUUAGUAGUUGGGCCCUUCCUAAGUUCAAUCUACAGAAGGCAAUGGCGUACGCGAGUGGAACAGGCCUCAACAUUUAGUGCUAUCAAACCACUUUUACUUGAACUUGAGGAGAACAUUCGGUCAAUUUCUUUCUGUGGGGACUGGGUUAAGCUGAUGGAUGACUGGUUGGUUGAAUUUUCCAUGGUACAAAGUGCCACAUCCACUCUUGGAACAGCACAGAAGCGUGCACCAAGUGGGAGGCGUUACAAGAAGCGGUCAGCUAUUGACGAAGCUACAACUGAGGGUCGCCCUGAAAACUUUGUGUGGUGGCGUGGUGGCAAAUUCACCAAAUUUAUAUUCCAGAAAGCUAUCUUGCCAAAAUCCAUGGUUAGAAAAGCAGCACGAGAAGGUGGCUCAAGAAAAAUUUCUGCCAUUUCUUAUGCUGAUGGCAUUGAAAUCCCCAAAAGAAGUAGACAACUUGUUUGGAGAGCUGCUGUACAAAUGAGUAGGAAUGCAUCACAGCUGGCACUUCAGGUCAGAUAUCUGGAUUUUUAUCUCAGAUGGAGUGAUCUGAUUCGUCCUGAGCAGAAUAUCCAGGAUGGAAAAGGUCAAGAGACCGAAGCUUCUGCUUUCAGAAAUGCAAAUAUUUGUGACACUAAACUGGUAGAGGGGAAAAAUUGUUAUGGGAUAGUUUUUGGGAGUCAGAAACAUCUUCCUUCUCGGGUGAUGAAAAAUGUUUUUGAAAUAGAGCAAGAUCCAAAAGGAAAGGAGAAGUAUUGGUUUUCUGAAGCACGAAUUCCUUUAUAUUUGGUGAAAGAGUAUGAAGAAGGUAAGGGAAACAUGGCAUAUAAUGAAGAGCAGCACUUGAAUACUGCAUCUGGGUUGCACAGAAAGCGGCUAAAAACUAUCUGCAAGGACAUAUUUUUUUACCUUACAUGCAAGAGAGAUAACUUGGAUGUGGAGUCAUGUUCUGUAUGUCAGAUGGGUGUUUUAAUUAGGGAUGCUACCAAGUGUAAUGCAUGCCAAGGUUAUUGUCAUGAGGGUUGUUCCACAAGUCAAAUAGUCUCUGCAAACGAAGUUGAGUACUUGACCACGUGCAACCAAUGUUACCAUGCCAGAUUACUUGCUCAGAAAGAAAAUAGUAAUGAAUCUCCUACCAGUCCAUUACUCCUACGAGGACGAGAAAAUAACUCUGGAACAGUUUUGAAGAGAUCAAGGCCUAGAACUCUUGAUCAAGUACCGAAAUCUUCCAAAACAAAGGCUAAUAAUCCCAUGAAACAAGUUACUUCUGCGACGAGUUUGAAAAAAACAAAGGCUAAACGUUCUGAACAAGAACCAACUACUGGGAUAAAUGAUAAUCAUCUUGACAUGCAACAAGUUGCUUCUGUGGAAACUUCAGCUGCAAAACGCCAUCGCAAAAAUUGUUCUUGGGGCAUUAUAUGGAAAAAGAAACAUAAUGAAGAUUCAGACGAUUUCAUGCUCAGGAACAUACUUUUAAAAGGGAGCUCAAACAUACCAGGACUAAAACCUGUUUGUCACUUGUGUCGCAAGCCAUAUACGUCUGAUCUGAUGUAUAUUUGCUGUGAGACAUGCCAAAAUUGGUAUCAUGCUGAAGCUGUUGAACUUGAAGAAUCCAAACUUUCUAGUGUGUUGAGCUUCAAAUGUUGCAAGUGUCGAAGGAUAAAAUCACCUGUUUGUCCUUACUCUGAUUUGAAGCCCAAGAAACAAGAGGGCAAAAGGUCACGCACAAAAGCAAAGAAAGAACAUUCUGGAGCAGAUACUGAUUCUGGAGCAAUCUCUGAUAUGAGAGAGUCUGAAGCUGCUACUCCCGUCUUUCCUGUAUAUGAUGAUACUCCCACCUAUUCUGCGGAGGAUCCUAGUUAUGUCUUUCCUGAUGAGGAUCCUACUCCCGUCUUUCCUGUUGAGGAUGAUCCUCUUUUUUUCUCUCUCACAAGUGUUGAACUGGUAACAGAACCCAAGAUAGAAGGAGAUAUGGAGUGGAAUGGUGUCUCUGUGCCAGGGCUUCAGAAACUACCAGUGAGAAGGAAUGUUAAGAACGAGGGUGAUGAUGUUUCUUUUGAAGGUGGUGUACCUUUGGAUGCUGAAUUCUCUACAUACGAUGGUGAGACGGGUAAUCUGUCCAAUCCUGCGGAGGAAUCUAUACCUUUAGAAUACACCUCUGGUGUUGACUUAGACAACAAGCUGCCGAAUGACUCUGAAAAUGUAAAUUACGAUGAUUACAUGGAUUUCGAACCCCAUACCUACUUCUCUGUAACAGAAUUGUUGCAGUCAGAUGAUGGUGGUCAGUUUGAGGGUGUUGACAUGUCUGAGGACUUGUCAGGAUAUAUGGAAAAUUCUAGCACCACCACCCUUAUUCCUGAAUCGUGCGAUGCUAGUUUGGCCGAUAAAUCAGCACCUACGACUUACACCGGCCAUAGUUGUAUGCAAUGUUCACAAAUGGAACCAGCCCCUGAUCUCUGUUGCGAGAUUUGUGGGAUUUUGAUUCACAGCCAAUGUUCACCUUGGGUUGAAUUACCAUCGCUUGGAAGUUGGAGGUGUGGCCAUUGCCGGGAAUAUGGUAAUAACUGAUCUUUUGAUUUUUGAUAGUUCGCUUGGCGGCGACGCCGACAAAUUGAGAAGUAAUUUUGUGACAAUCAUGUAAGCUGGUAGAAUGCUUAGCUCUGCGACCUAACAAGGGCAUAUGAUCAGAGGUGUGUUUUUCAGCCUGCACUCGAUGGUUUUCGUUGUUGGUAUUUCGGCGGAUUUUGUUCCCGAGUUACAGGGAAUGCCUUUCCCAUUUCAGUCCACAGGAAAUUGCCCUGAACUCAGAGAUAAGCAAUUUUUUUUACAUGCUUCUCUGAUACAUUAUUUGUAUAGAUUAAAAAUUAAAAUUCUCAUUUUUUUGGAGUUCGGUCAAGUUAGGAACUUGUACCCAAUUUAAAGCGAAGCUUUUAUAAUGCGUUCACAUUCACUUCCGUGAAUUGCUUAGGAUUGAUAUUAACAUGUAAAUGGAGUGCGCUUGUCAGCAUUAUGAAGUGCUUUUGGGUGUUCA
Vigna angularis (adzuki bean) is the source of this 6152-nucleotide messenger RNA. RefSeq names its product DDT domain-containing protein PTM. The record is from RefSeq and is a predicted model, not a curated record. Lineage: Eukaryota; Viridiplantae; Streptophyta; Magnoliopsida; Fabales; Fabaceae. Bases 497 to 5689 code for a protein of 1730 amino acids. The transcript has 9 exons.